This is a messenger RNA of Arabidopsis lyrata subsp. lyrata, 946 nucleotides long. Its product is annotated as small ribosomal subunit protein S13, mitochondrial. The transcript is spliced from 3 exons. Lineage: Eukaryota; Viridiplantae; Streptophyta; Magnoliopsida; Brassicales; Brassicaceae. The record is from RefSeq and is a predicted model, not a curated record. Gene Ontology annotation, molecular function: structural constituent of ribosome; RNA binding. Bases 199 to 663 code for a protein of 154 amino acids. Gene Ontology annotation, biological process: translation. Gene Ontology annotation, cellular component: mitochondrion; small ribosomal subunit; ribosome.
CUUACUUGACCCAAGGCCUCUCUCAAGAAAUUAAAAGCCCAAUAAUAGUUUUUCUUUUCAAAGCCCAAUAAGUCAAGAGGAGAAAGAGACCGUGGUUGCGUUUGCGUUUGAUUGAAAACGUGGCGGGCGGUUGGAAACUGAAUCUUAAACCCUUCACCAUCAUCUUCACCGUCAAAUCUCUAAAACUGAGCUUCGACGAUGUUGGGUUUACGAAGAUCUGCGACGACCUUGUUCGACAUCAGCCAAUCUCUGCUUCGUAAUGUUACGUUUCAUGGCUUACGAGUCCAAGGAAUUCGUGUGGGGAACGCAGAGGUUCCAAACAAUAUGCCACUCAAAACCGGUCUUCAAGCAGUUUAUGGAAUUGGCCGCCGUAAGUCUCACCAGGUUCUCUGUCAUCUUGGAAUCACUAACAAACUUGCCAGAGACUUAACUGGAAAAGAACUCAUUGACCUCCGUGAAGAAGUUGGCCAGCACCAGCAUGGUGAUGAAUUGAGGAGGCGUGUUGGAUCGGAAAUACAGAGACUGGUCGAAGUAGACUGCUACAGAGGUAGUAGACAUAGACAUGGAAUGCCUUGCAGAGGACAAAGAACCAAAACUAACGCUCGCACCAAAAAGGGCAAAGCCGUUGCGAUUGCAGGAAAGAAGAAAGCUCCUCGCAAGUAAACCUGUCUUUCAAUCCAUUCUCUGGGAUUCAUAAGUUGUAAUCCAUGUCACAUUGUUUACAGACAUGGCUUUGUGUUACUUUUGGGAUGAAACUGAUCAAAUAAGUAAACUUGGUUUUUUUUGUAGUCUUUUUUUGUCAUUGUCAUUGCCAUUGCAGGGGAAGAAGAAUGCUUCAAAACUGUUCUGCAAUAGCAAUACUCUAUAUAGCUUCUAUAGUCUGUCUCUUUGUGUGAUUUGUUAUCCUAAAAAAUUGGAUUGAAAUUGAGCCCAUCAACUUUUUGUU